Theileria annulata is the source of this 2043-nucleotide messenger RNA. RefSeq names its product SfiI-subtelomeric fragment related protein family member, putative. NCBI's taxonomy places the organism in Eukaryota, Apicomplexa, Aconoidasida, Piroplasmida, Theileriidae. Bases 1 to 2043 code for a protein of 680 amino acids. The record is from RefSeq and is a predicted model, not a curated record. The transcript is spliced from 3 exons.
AUGGUUAGAAAAGAGUAUGAACACAAGGCUAGACUUAAUGAUGGUAUUCCAGUGUUGAGUUGCAGAUUUGGUAAAAAUAAACCAUGGGUGGAUAUUACACACACGAGAUAUGAUGUGCAAAAACUCACUUUUAAGGAUUUAGAUGACAACGAGUGUAAAAUAUCCAAUUGUAAAGUUAAGCUGGUGGACUUGAUUCUAGAAAUUGCGUUUAAUUUUGCAUGUUUUCAAAUUUUGUAUGAAAAUAAUGUAAUUUGGAACUUUUUUGGAUACAUGUCCUCAUUUAUUCCAAAAAGCAUAUCAUUUGACUUGGUGAAAAACAAGUUUUUUCUCAAUCCCUGGACCGGAACUUCCUGUGAACUCGAUACACGUCUUCACGUGGUUGGAAAUACUAGUCUAGGCAGAUCAAAUGGUGUACUGCACAUUGACGACCCUUAUAAUGAAAAAACAAAGCACUUGAUAAUUACGUAUUUUGAUGAACCGAUUAGAAAAAUCAUGUGCGGAAGGAAGAUAAUCUGGAAACACAGGAGAGGACAAUUACCGCCAGUAAAAUUUGUUGGAGAUAUGAAAAAAGGUAUAAGAUAUAUCCUAUUCCCGGAUAAAUACAUAAUUGCGAAGAUUGAAGGGAAUAAAUGGCAAAUCACUGAGCAUGAAACCAAUCCAGAAGAUAAAUUACUGAAUCUAAUACAAAUAAAUGAAUAUAUGUUAGAUCUGAUAAUUAUUUCUAAAUUUAAUGAAAUGAAUGGAGUGAAACUUGAUAUUGAUAUAAAGAAAUCAACAGAUAAAUUUGAACAUAGAUUUAUGAAUGAUUUUAGAUCAUAUAAUUGUAUUUUAGGUAAAAAAUUUACCUCCGUAAGGGAGGAAGGGUUUGUUAUAUGGGAGUCUGAAAAUGCUGAUACAGGUGCCAAUUCUGUAUUUAUCUCAGAAAGAAAGGAAAGAUUUGUGUUAAUUUUACUUGGUAAUGAGUAUAAAUUGUUUCAUAAACCAGGAAAAGAUACCCAGUGGCGUGAUAUAACUUCAGAACGAAUUAAAAUCAAUGGUAUAUGCCUAUCCUAUAAUAAUGAUUUGAAGGAAAAAAUAGACUAUGAUUAUAAAAUUAGGAUGUUUGAGUAUAUGUUUUAUUUCAAGGAGGGGUGUAAUGAAGUUUGGUACAUGGGAACAUUAAUUUGGCGUUUUAGUGAGAAUUUCAUAGGUAAAACACCAAAAGGCUUUUACGUUAACUUGAUAAAUAACAGUUUUCGACUAAAUUACGGCGAUAAACGACAUUAUCGUGAUACAGCUCCUAGAAUUAAGCUUUUUAAAAUGGCUAAUGAUGAGUUUGUUGAAAUGACACACUCGGAUUAUAUUACUGUAAAGGAUUACAAGUGGUUUGCCUUUAAAUUUAUUUUUAACGAGGGACUAGAAAACUUGAGAAUAACGCUUGAUGGUAAUAUACUCUGGGAAGGUGAAUCUAAAGCCUUUUACUCACUGCUCAUUGAUGAAAGUGAUGAUAGAAUACAAAUCGAAUCUUAUGAUACAAUCAUAACUCUACAUCAUAGUUUCUCAUUUGGCAAUAGAAAUUUGAAUGACAACUCACGUGACACAAAUUUACCAGCUGAUAAAAGAGAAUUCCGAAAUGGUAAUUGGAAAAUAAGUGAGAAUAAGAUAUACAAAUGGAUGAAGAUUUAUCAUUAUCCAUUGAAUAAUAGGAUUGGUUUAGUUGGCAGGGCUUUAUACAAUGUUGAAUUAAUUUAUCCAGGCUGUUUUGAAUAUAAUUUUAAAAAGUCACUGAAAAUAGCCGCGGUAGUAAUUGACUGGAAAACAGCGUAUGUUCAUGAGUUUGGGAGAGAUUUUCUUAAAACCUUAAUUUAUGAUGAGAAUGAGGAGGAAUUAGAAUAUUUCUCACAAGGGAAACUUAUACAACGGAAAUGGGUUGGAAUGGAAUGGCAAUUAAAAAUCGAUAAGCACCCACAUCUAAACAUAUUAGAACCAGGAAAUUGGAAAGAACUUUGUAAUUUUGAUUUUAUCGAUUGUAAAAACACACAAUUAAACCAAAUGAUAAUAUAA